AAGCUGUGCUAUUUGAUGAAAUGUUUUCUCUAUAUAUAUAGAGGCCCAAAGCCUGAACCCAUUAACCCAAGCCCAUCCCUUCAUUUCCAAGCGUGAGUAAGCGACGAGGAGCAACUACCGACCGGCAUCGGCGAUUCUAAUUCUCUGUUUAUUAAGAAAUGGUGAUUCCUCCAGCAGUUAGACCAGACAGAGUGACGAAGUAUCUCAAACCUUAUGUGCUGAGGAUGCACUUCACAAACAAUUAUGUAAAUGCUCAAGUAGUUCACACUCCAACAGCGACAGUGGCUGCUUCUGCAAGCACACAAGAGAAAGGCUUAAGGCUUGCCAUGGUAGAAGCAAAAGAAAAUACUAGAGAUGUUGCUGCUGCUGCAAAAAUAGGUAAGUUGUUGGGUGAGCGGUUGCAGGCUAAAGGAGUUCCUGCCAUAUCUGUUUUCUUUAAGAGAGAACAGAGAUACCAUGGAAAGGUCAAAGCAGUUAUUGAUUCAGUGAGAGAAGCAGGCAUAGAAUUGGUUUGAUUGGACCACUUAACUCCGUUUCAUCGUCUGCUGGAUUUCCUCUCCCAGGCAAAGGAUUUAUAUGUUCUAUUUGCCCUUGCAUUUCCAUUUUCGUCAGUUAGAACUGGAGUCUUGCAAAACGGAGCAGUGUGUGAUUUGCAAUGUAUAAGAUGUCACUUUUGACAUUCUGUGUGUUUUGAAGCUUCGAUUCCAAGAACGCGGUUCAUAGCUCCUGGCCCCCACAUGCCAGAUGGUACUUCGGGUUAAAUUUAAUUUAGGAAGUACGAGAUAUGGUUUCUGUUUCGGGUU
Molecule: messenger RNA, 803 nt
Organism: Lycium barbarum (goji berry)
Lineage: Eukaryota; Viridiplantae; Streptophyta; Magnoliopsida; Solanales; Solanaceae
Exons: 2
Coding region: 159-515 (118 amino acids)
Biological process (GO): translation
Cellular component (GO): ribosome
Molecular function (GO): 5S rRNA binding; structural constituent of ribosome
Source: RefSeq, a predicted model, not a curated record